AACUACGUGUCGUGUUGACGUCUCAACUGCUAGGUCUCAGAGAAAGUGAUGGCUAAGCGUUCACUAGACUUCAACGAACCACAAAGCACUCCAAAGAAAAAGUCGAAGGAAGCUACAGAACAACUGAUGCCACUCUCCCCUACACAUAUUACAUCACCAGAUCGUGAUGCAACAAUCAAUGGCAUAAUUGCAUGUUUAUCACCAGUUCGACCAUCGAAAUACUUCGACGGAGAACUUACGGAUGGAAAUACCAUUAUACGUUUUGUUGGCUUCCGCAAAGAGCAGAGACGACGUCUUCACUCCUAUUGCGAACAAAAACAACCGAUCACAUUAAAAAAUUGUCAAGUUCAGUUAAACAAAUUCAAUCACCAGCUGGAAAUCCUGCUUAAAAAUGAUACCCAAAUUGAAUCAUCAACAAUGCAAUUCUCUGUACCAGACAUGAAGACUGUUGGCAGCCAGGAAAUACAACUCAAUGAACUUUCAGAACAGGAUGAGUAUGAUAAGGUCACCAUCAAGGCACAGGUCAUUAAAGUCAAUGAGCCUCAAAAAUUUGGUCCAGGAAAGCUAAAGCAGGAAGUCAUUAUAGCUGAUUCAACAGCCACUGCUAAGCUUAUGCUAUGGGAAUCAGAUGUAAACAUGCUACUUGAGACCAAAUCUUACCAAAUGAGCAAAUUAGUCGUAAGAUCGUAUCUAGGAGAAAAAAACUUAUCAGUUCCAUCUACUGGCUCUACAAUUGAAGAAACAGACGACCUGGAAAAUGUAAUUGCACAACCCGAAUCU
Messenger RNA from Geodia barretti, 780 nucleotides. The record is from the annotation of a GenBank genome assembly. NCBI's taxonomy places the organism in Eukaryota, Metazoa, Porifera, Demospongiae, Tetractinellida, Geodiidae.